Rhizoctonia solani is the source of this 639-nucleotide messenger RNA. RefSeq lists its product as uncharacterized. Bases 1 to 639 code for a protein of 212 amino acids. The transcript is spliced from 4 exons. The record is from RefSeq and is a predicted model, not a curated record. Lineage: Eukaryota; Fungi; Basidiomycota; Agaricomycetes; Cantharellales; Ceratobasidiaceae.
AUGUUCUACCGCACUAGCCAAGCGCUUGCAGAGAACUUUUAUACCAUGCUCGAGUAUCGGCUCAAGACCUCAGGGGUCGAAUAUCCGAAACACCAUUUAUUGGGGGGUGUUAUGAUUAAUACUAUGGCCCUUUUGUUAUCCAAAGGAAUACAAACCAAGCUCGGACACACGCUCAUGAGGCAGGUGAUAGCGGUCUCGGACGAAGUCAUGACUCUAUGUUUCUUGUCCGACAUCGAUGUCACGUUCCGCUUUGACACCAUCAUGGAAAUUCCAUUGAACAUUCUCGUAGACGGAAACAUCAUCGGCUUCGAUAUACCGGCUUUAUAUUUCAAUAGCAAGUCUGUAGACGAGGACUUGCUUUUCCAAGCUCAGGUCCUUUUUAACUUUUUGGCCCUGGUCCGGCUAUUUAUCGUCCAGCUCGGAGAAAUCGGCGUGUCCGAGUUGAUACAAGACUUUAACAACACCAUUCGCGCUGAGACGUUGCUCAACCGAACGCGAUCCACCGAGACGACGCGGGUGAUACGAUUCGGACUACCGGAACGGGGGCUCGCAAGGUUAUUCCCCGAAGCAGGAGCGCGGACCUCUUGUCGCCGUGUUGGGAGCACGGGAUAUGAAUACCCAUGGGAGGCGGCGUCAUAA